CUUCCCCGGGUGCGCGGCGUCAUCGGCGCGCGCCGCCGCCGGGCCACGGCUGUUUCCGCUCCGCACGCCAGGCCCUGCCGCUCGCCGGGAGAGGCAUGUCGGGCAGCGCCGAGGGGCCGGCGGGGGGUCACAGCCCCCCGGGGUCCCCCACCGGCGGCGCCGCCGCCGCCGAGCCGCGGAUCAUCAAAGUCACGGUGAAGACGCCCAAAGAGAAGGAGGAGUUCGCCGUCUCUGAAGCCAGCAGUGUGCGGCAGUUCAAGGAAGAAAUCUCUAAGCGUUUCAAGUCCCACACUGAUCAGCUUGUGUUGAUAUUUGCUGGAAAAAUUUUAAAAGAUCAAGAUACUUUGACUCAGCAUGGAAUUCACGAUGGACUCACUGUUCACCUGGUUAUCAAAACACAAAACAGAUCACAAGACCAGCCAGCUCAACAAGCAAACACCACUGGGAGUACUGCUACCACAUCAACAUCAAGCAGUAGUACCUCAACAACAGCUUCAACAAAUAGUAACCCUUUUGGCUUGGGUGGCCUGGGAAGUUUGGCAGGUCUGAGUAGCCUGGGCUUAAACACAUCAAACUUUUCAGAGCUGCAAAGUCAGAUGCAACGGCAACUUAUGUCCAACCCAGAAAUGAUGGUUCAGAUAAUGGAAAAUCCAUUUGUUCAGAGCAUGCUUUCAAAUCCUGACCUGAUGAGGCAGUUAAUCAUGGCUAACCCUCAAAUGCAGCAACUGAUACAGAGAAAUCCAGAAAUCAGCCACAUGCUGAAUAAUCCAGAUAUAAUGAGACAGACACUAGAACUUGCUAGAAACCCUGCAAUGAUGCAGGAAAUGAUGCGAAACCAAGACCGAGCCUUGAGCAACCUUGAAAGUAUACCAGGUGGAUACAAUGCCUUGCGACGUAUGUACACAGAUAUUCAGGAGCCAAUGUUGAAUGCAGCGCAAGAGCAGUUUGGAGGUAAUCCAUUUGCUUCUUUAGUAAGCAAUGCAUCAGCAGGAGGGGACAGUCAGCCAUCUCGUACAGAAAAUAGAGAUCCUCUACCAAAUCCCUGGGCUCCUCAGUCUGACUCGCAGACUUCCACAACAAGUACCAGCACCAGUAGUGAGAGUGGUGGCAGUACUAGUGCUGGAAAUAGCACCUCUGGCAGUACAGGACAGAGCUCAACUGUACCAAAUUUGGGACCUGGACUAGGAGCUGGUAUGUUCAACACACCAGGAAUGCAGAGUUUACUACAACAGAUAACAGAAAACCCACAACUUAUGCAGAAUAUGUUGUCUGCACCCUAUAUGAGGAGCAUGAUGCAGUCAUUGAGCCAGAAUCCUGAUCUUGCUGUACAGAUGAUGUUGAAUAAUCCUUUGUUUGCUGGAAAUCCUCAACUUCAGGAACAAAUGAGGCAACAACUUCCAACUUUCCUUCAGCAAAUGCAGAAUCCUGACACGCUAUCAGCUAUGUCAAACCCUAGAGCAAUGCAGGCUUUGCUACAGAUUCAGCAGGGCUUGCAGACACUAGCAACAGAAGCACCUGGGCUUAUACCAGGAUUUAAUCCUGGUUUAAGUGGACUAGGAAACACUGGAGCUCGUACAGGGUCCACUGUACCUAGUUCUGUUCCCACUGAAAAUACAAGUCCAGCAUCAGGAACUGCUGAACCUGGUCACCAGCAGUUUGUCCAGCAAAUGUUGCAGGCACUAGCUGGUGCAAAUGCACAGCAGUUACAAAAUCCAGAAGUUCGAUUUCAGCAACAACUGGAGCAGCUGAGUGCAAUGGGCUUCCUGAACCGUGAAGCAAACUUACAAGCGCUAAUAGCAACAGGAGGAGACAUCAAUGCAGCUAUUGAAAGGCUGCUUGGCUCUCAGCCUUCAUAGCAGUGUUUCUUUAACUUGAAAAAAUGUAAUUUAUUUUUGAUAACAGCUCUCAAAUCUUUAAAAUAUUUGCUUUAUUUCAUUUUGACUAUGGGGAUUGUCAUAACUAAAAUUGGUCUGAUGCAUUUUAAGGUGGAGUGCAGUAGUUUUCUUCAAGAGGUGGGAAUCAGUUCAUAUUCACUCCAUUGCAUGCAUCACACUUCUUUGUUCUGCAUUAUUUGUGAUUUUUCUGAAACAAUAUCAGCUUUCACAGUUGGGUUAACAGGUUUUCUCUGACCUACAACUGUCCAAUUUAUUUACUACUUAAACAUUAGCCUUCAGUAGUAAUUUAUGUAGAAUAAAAAUUAAAAGGAAACAAAUUAAUUGAAGCUACAGUUUCUGGCUACCAAUACUGCUUAUUGUGAUUUUGGCAUGGUUUUUUUUUUUUUUUUGCUAGCAAAAUGCUGAAAGAUUUAUACCACUUGAGUAAUCUACCAUUUUUUGUUUUUAAUUUGUACAAAGUAUAAACACAAUAUAUACAAUGGAGACAGCUCAUUUCUAGAGUUUUGCACAUUGCAAUAGAAUGAUGUUAUAAGUAAUGCAAAAAAGCCAGGGGGAUAAAAUUUGUAAGACUUUUGAUGUAGAAUCUUCCAGCAUCUUUGGUAACAAUCUCAGCAAAAAUGCUUAAGCAAGUUCAGUUAAAAUAGACUAGAAUUACUGUUCUGGUUAUCUCUCUACAUCUGACUGUACAGAAACCUGCAUUGUAACAUUGUCUCAAUAUUCACAAAGAUUAACUGUAAAUUACCAUUGUGAAAAUUCAAGGGGCACACCUUGUGCUCUGGAACUUCUUCUAAGGCUUUUUGGCUUGUUCCAUUGAGAUGCUAACGUAUUCUGAUUUGUAAUUGGAAACAUUACUUUCAUUCAUGGUCAUGUGAUAUUCUAAUAACUUUUAACUACCAUGUAAAAAAUACUGUAUAUCUUUUGAGUUUAUAUUGGUAGUUACUUCUCUUGUGCACAGGUAAUGAAUAAAUUAAAAAUCUUUAAGCAUAUUAUCUCUGUGUGUUUGCAGUUGAUGAUUGGAUCGAAUUCAAGACGACUGAUCAGCUUAAGAGUUGGCAUUGGUGUAUAAGGUCUGGGAAUAUUCACCAGCUCUGGGCUAAGAUUAAUGAACAACUCUUGGGAGUGUGAGCUGGUGGGAAGAGAGUAAGAGGCAUGUGAUGUUAAAGACUACUAGCUUAGGUAAAGCGGAGGUAGCAGAGUAAAAGAUGCUACUGUGUGUGCUACUCGGUAGUAUCUGUUUUUUAUUAGUCUUCUGUGUCAGUGUAGUUGUAAACAUGCUUAUUGAAUUUCUCUACUGCUUUUACAUUAUUGUGGUUUGAACAGUCUUUUUCUUUCAGUGGUACAAGUAUAAUUCAGUUUGCUCUAAGCAUCAUUGCUUGCAGAUGGUUUAAAAUUACCCAGUUUAACUCAAAGUUGUUAAUCAAGUUGAUGAAGCAAAGAUAUAAUGCAAUAUAAAGGGAUGAGUUGAGCACACUUCAGCAUAUAGUGAAAUUUUAAAAAUUUUUGGCAAAGCCAUGUGUGCAGUAAUGUUGGCACUAACUGUGUUGUAUUCUUAUGACAGAAGUUUCACUCACUUUCCAAUAAUCUUGUCUCUUUCUUCACCAGUAAGUAAACUGAUCAGAUACUGCUGAUGCAUGGUACUGGGAAAAGUUCAGGAAGAUCUCUUGGCUGGCAGUUUCUGCCUUUGGAUCAAAGUCUCAUAGAUGGAGCAGCAUGGAGUGUUAAAUAAACAUAAAUAAAUUAAAAUAGAAUCUAUUGGUAAGAUGAAUUUAAGGUAACCAAAACCUUUAAAAAUACCUCCAGUAGUUUCACAAUGACUGUUUAUUAGGAUCUUCAAAGUAACUGAGUUGACUUGACUUUAUAGUGUGCCUUACUGAGACCAUGCUUUAAAAAAGUAAGACCCCCUCAUCAUUCAGGAGGCAGGUUCUUUUGAGAAUACAACCAGUGACAGCCAUAAAGGCUACUGUCAAAUGAAAGAGUGAGGGUGAGGUGGGAAAGAGAAUAAUUUUUACCAAGCUUUACCAAGACACUGUAACAAUGAAUCUAACUAGCAUGAACACCUCCUUGAGACAACAUUCUGUUCACCUAUGUAAGUAUUUCACUUGCAUGUUACAAAGAGACACUAUAUUUGACGUAAAACUUUAUUGCAGUUCAACAAGAGAUGAAGUUUGACCUAAAUUCUAUAUUAAGUCCUUGAGCUAAGUUUCCUUCUUGAAAUACAAUUGAUAUUUAGCAGUAACUGUUGUCAACUAGACAGCAGAUACUAACUUUCUUGUAAGCAGUGGUAAAACGCUGAGCCAUCUUCUGCAUGGGAGGAAUUUUAGUUUUGUCAGAAAACACAGUAAAUAGAACAAGAUUUAUAGGUAAGGUAGACUUCUUAUUACAACUUUAACAAUAAAAGAAAGAUCACACUUGUUUGUUUAAUAGCAUAUUAAAAUGUUCCUGCUCGUGUCCUGUCUGUCCCCCCCAUCCCUUUUCAAAAUUCUCUCUUCAGAAGUAUAAUCUGUAUAAUCUACCUCUUCUUUCAGAAACAAUCUUAUAAUUUACUCUGAGUACUUUGAUAACUUGUAUUUGAAAUCUGCAGCUUUCAUUUUAGACCAGAAGGGCAUGUGUGCAUGAGGCUUGUCUCUUUUCCUACUUUCUUCUUUUCCUCUACACAGGACAAAAUGAUCUUAUAUGAUUGUACAAAACUUCCUGGCCUGAUCAUCAACCUACUGCUAGAGAAAGUAAUGGCUGCAAAAAUAAGAAAGGAGAAAGUCAUGAUAGUGUGAACUGACAGAUGCCAUUUAAAAGAUUUAAAACGCAUAGAUUCAAAUCAAAUGCAGUUACAUUACUGUUGGGAAUAUGACAGCAUGAUGGCUAGUUUUGUAAAGGAUGUGGUCUGUCUAAUUGUCAUCUUGGUUUAGUGCCUGCGUAAUAAAACAACCACCUCAAUUUAGAGCUGAGUGGUGUCUACCCUUCCUGCCCUUAAUAUAUGAAUGGAUAUUCCUACUGGGAUCUAAAAUUUCAUUUUUAUUUCAUUGUUAUAGCAUUGCAAAAUAUUUAUG
Tyto alba (common barn owl) is the source of this 4939-nucleotide messenger RNA. It is a transcript of the gene UBQLN1, whose product is annotated as ubiquilin 1. NCBI's taxonomy places the organism in Eukaryota, Metazoa, Chordata, Aves, Strigiformes, Tytonidae. Gene Ontology annotation, molecular function: polyubiquitin modification-dependent protein binding. The record is from RefSeq and is a predicted model, not a curated record. The transcript is spliced from 11 exons. The coding region runs from base 96 to 1856 and encodes 586 amino acids. Gene Ontology annotation, cellular component: cytosol. Gene Ontology annotation, biological process: ubiquitin-dependent protein catabolic process.